Messenger RNA from Durio zibethinus, 3091 nucleotides. The record is from RefSeq and is a predicted model, not a curated record. NCBI's taxonomy places the organism in Eukaryota, Viridiplantae, Streptophyta, Magnoliopsida, Malvales, Malvaceae.
CGCAAUCUACAGCGACGAAAAAAAGGAUAGAAAGGGCGGAGAUUGUUCCAAUGGAUAAAACUCCGCCACGUUGGCAACCUCAAAUCGCCGCAUAUGGUUAACAGUCAUUAACGACGAAACGCUCAUCUUCAAAUUCGCCGAUCGAUUGGACCACAUCGGCUUUAGAAAAAUCAACCCACCCCUGGCGCACGUUUGCUCCACCGCAGCCAUUUCGUACUUCGGUCAUCUCCAUCAAUUCCCUUUAACUCAAAAAAAAAAAAACCCAUUCUCCAUUAUCAAAAGCACAAGCAAAAAAAAACACCUCCGGGAAAUUAUAUUCUGUUUCGUCUCAAAGGUGUUAAUUGUUUGGAAAAUUUAUUGCUUAUUUGAGCUUUUAAGGUAUAAAUUAGUUUCAAGUUGGGACUCUAUAAGGUGAUAUUGUCCUCCUAAAAGAAUUUUGACUCCUUUUUCGUUAAAGGAUGACGCGUGUUGCUUCUAUGCAAUUGUCUCAUGAACUGAAAAUUCACAAUAGUCAUGGAUGCGGUAGCCAGCACAUUGGUGUGAUGGAAAAAAGCAGAUUACAUUUGGUUCGUAUCAAUCUUUCCUCAUACGCUAUGCGACAGGAUGCUUGGAGUCUUCAUCUUUUGAGCAGUGUCUGUAUGCCAAUAAGACCUGUAUAUUCCAGGUCUAAUGUCAUUCUCUGCCGAUCUGUUCUAAUUCCUACUGGGGGAAAUGAGAUUCCUAUUCUAAAAUCUGCUAGUACGGUUUUGACAAGGACAUUUGGUACUUUACAUGGAAGCUCUAUUGUACCUAGGUUGAUCCCAGCAGUUGGGCUUAUUGCUUUUGCUGUAUGGGGUCUUGGGCCACUUAUGCAGCUGGGCAGGGUUAUCUUUUUCCAUAGGAGGGAUAGUAGUUGGAAGAAAAGUAGAACAUAUCAUAUUAUGAGCUAUUAUCUUCGACCUGUGCUGCUGUGGACUGGAGCGACACUCAUCUGCAGAGCAUUAGAUCCAGUAGUUUUACCCUCAGAAGCAAGCCAGGCUGUCAAGCAACGACUUGUAAAUUUUGCGCGAUCAUUAUCAACAGUGCUAGCUUUUUCUUAUUGUUUGUCAAGCUUGAUUCAACAGGUGCAAAAAUUCUUUAUGGAGAUGAAUGACUCUAAUGAUGCAAGAAAUAUGGGCUUUGAUUUUGCUGGAAAAGCUGUUUAUACUGCAGUAUGGGUUGCUGCUGUAUCAUUGUUCAUGGAGUUGCUCGGUUUUUCUACCCAGAAGUGGGUAACUGCUGGUGGACUUGGCACAGUAUUGAUCACGCUUGCUGGUCGUGAGAUUUUUACAAAUUUUCUUUCAAGUGUAAUGAUCCAUGCAACAAGGCCAUUUAUUGUCAAUGAAUGGAUUCAAACUAACAUAGAAGGCUAUGAAGUUUCAGGGACAGUUGAGCAUGUUGGAUGGUGGUCACCAACAAUUAUAAGAGGUGAUGACCGCGAGGCAGUUCACAUUCCAAACCACAAGUUCACUGUGAAUGUUGUGAGGAACCUUAGCCAGAAGACCCAUUGGCGCAUCAAGAAUUACUUUGCCAUUGCUCACUUGGACUUUAACAAAAUCAAUAAUGUAGUAGCUGAUAUGCGGAAGGUUUUAGCCAAAAAUCCUCAAGUAGAGCAGCAAAAAUUACAUAGAAGAGUAUUUUUGGAAAGCAUUGAUCCAGAAAACCAGGCUCUUAUGAUUUUGGUUUCUUGUUUCGUGAAAACAUCACAUAUUGAAGAAUACCUCUGUGUUAAGGAAGCCAUACUCUUGGAUCUUCUCAGAGUUAUUAGCCAUCAUCAGGCCCGACUUGCCACCCCUAUCCGCACAGUUCAGAAAAUAUACAGCGAGGCCGAAAUAGAAGAUGUACCAUUUGCUGAUACCAUUUUCAGGCGUUCUGGAGCAGCUAGUAACCGUCCACUUCUUCUCAUUGAACCCUCUUAUAAAAUCAAAGGUGAUGACAAUGUUAAAGCUUCAACACGUACGAAUGAAGAAAAAGAUUUCACAGAGGAAGCAAUCUCAACAUCUGACUCAAAGGCAAAUACUAAGUCUGGAUCAACAUCUACUGUUGACUCCCAAGGAGAUAAGGUUAUGGCAUCGUCAACCACCACCUCCAGUUCAAGUUCAAAAGUGACUUUGUAUGAGGCUCAAAGGGGGAAUCCGGUGCCUGAUGAUUUAGUUGAAGUCAACUCUGAAAAGCAAUUCAGUGAGAGCAGGGGUGAAACUUGGAAGACAACGAGCUCAGGAAGGGUGGUGAUCACUGAGAAAUCUCCCGGUGCUAACUCACAAUCCAUAAACGAAGAAUCUGAAAUUCCAUUGGGGUUUUCACAUGCAAAGCAGGAUGUUGACAAGUCUGUUGCGCUGCCAUCAGUAGCCAGGCCUUCAUUGGAAGAGAACAUCGUUCUUGGCGUUGCCCUGGAGCGCUCAAAACUGACCCUACCAAUUGAGGAAGAAAUAGCUCCAUCCACUUUUUCCAAAGAUUCGAAGGAAUUAAGUGAUCACCAGAGUGGAAGUGGGACUCAUCUUGUGGGCAAGGACAAGAAAGAUGGUCAGAUGCCAGUAGUUAAUGGUGGUUCCCCAAAUAAUUAGUAGGAUACAGAAUUGCAUCCGCUUGCGGUUUAUAAGUUGUAAUGCCCAGCUGUGUUUUUGAAGCUGGCAUUAUUCAUUGUGUACUCAUCCUGCGCUUGUAAAUAAAUGUUUAAUUCAAAAUUCUGGGGGUAAUUUAAUGGACUAAAAUAGGGGGAAAACAUAGAAAUUUAGCAGGCAGAUUCUCCCCAUUUGUUUCUUCUAUUUUGGGGUAACUAUUUCCCAUUAUUAGUUUGAUUGUUUUGGAGUCAAUUUGUUGAUUAGUUUUCUUUUACGAAAAAUAAAAGGUAGUUAUUUUUAUAUAUUUUCAAAUUUUCUUUAGAAUGGGAGUAGAUUAUAUUUUGAAAAUGUUCCUUAAAAAAUCGAAUUCAAAAUGACUAGUAUAACAACUGGAUUAACCUUGCGCGUAAAUACUUAAACAACUGAAUAAACUUUCGUGGGUAAAUAAAAGGUUGUUGAAUAAUGGUAAUAAGAGCUGAUGAUCCAAAUUGAGGCAAGAUUCAUUGAGAGAA